Molecule: messenger RNA, 3621 nt
Organism: Trichoderma reesei QM6a
Lineage: Eukaryota; Fungi; Ascomycota; Sordariomycetes; Hypocreales; Hypocreaceae
Exons: 8
Coding region: 1-3621 (1206 amino acids)
Biological process (GO): proteolysis
Molecular function (GO): serine-type endopeptidase activity
Source: RefSeq, a predicted model, not a curated record
AUGCCCGACCCGGGGAGUAUUCAUCAGCGCCAGGGGACAUCUUCCUUCAGCGUUCCGCCCCCUUCUCACUUUCGAUGUGGUGCAGGUGUACAACUGUCCAAUUGCAUCCAAACUCCCCUUUUGGAAGCAAGUACAUAUUCCGUGAACGCCUCAGACGCCUCGCAAGGGGCUGUUAGGUCGUUGGUCAAGCACCUGUGUUCUGCAGCUAUGGAGACUGCCAACCCUCAGUCUGACUCUAACCAAGCCUCCUACUCCACAGCUACACAACCGGAAGGUCACCUUGCCGACAUGUCCGAAUGGGACGAUCAUGAUGAUCCAGAAGAUCCUGAUUAUGAAGAUAGUGGAGAUGGAGAAGACUAUGAUGAGUAUGAUGAGGAUUCGGACGAUACAGAUGGGGAUUAUGAUGAGGAAGGAGAGUACGAGGAGGAGGAAGACGACACCAUGGAGGGACACGCCAGCCUUGAAAGAGACAGGGAGCUCAUAAAGCGUGAAGAAAGAAAAAAGGCAGAGGAGCUCGCAAAAUGGAAAGAGCUUAUGCUGGGUGACGUUGAGACUGAAAUAAGGCAGGCGGCAAAGGGGGAGAAACAACUUGACGAAGCCCAGUUUCUCGCCAAGUACGGAGAUGUUCUGGACCAUAUCAUGCAAGAGUCGGCGAGCAAGAAGAACGUCCUUCACAUGCUGGCUAUUCAUCCUUUCGAGGUUCCUAACCAGUUUCCCCGCUGGAUCAUCGACCACAUUCACCGUAAUGCAACGGAUAUUCAAGGCAUGGCACGCAACAGCUUGUCAAAACUGCUCGCAGACAAGGCACACACCACACCCAGCCUGGCCCUUGCUACCGCUAUACGCUGGAAGAACGAGCCGUUCAUUCACACUAUUUUGGCAAUUGAGAGGGAGCAGGGCGAUGACAGCCUCACAGACAGCCUCCGAAAUAAUCUGCGAGAGACAGUUGACGCAGGCGAUCAGGGGCCGUGCAAUUGCAUUCACUGGAGAGGAUUCACGCCUCUGCACCUGGCUGUUGAGUACCCCAAGUGUCUGGAGCGGCUGGAGGUCAUCAAGGCUCUUCUCAAAUAUGGGGAGAAAGCGCUUGAUCAGCGCUGCAAGGAAGAGAUGUCAGCGUACAGAUACUAUCGGAAAACCAUGGCCAUCUAUCGAGGAGAGGACUCCGGAAAGUCCUCUGGGCUAUCAAAGACCGAAGAACCUCUCGGACGAGCUCAGGGAGACUCGAAGCAACCAAAGGAGAAGCAAGGUGUUCCCAAAGCCAAAAGAAAAGAUGGGAGGGAGAAGAAUGAGCCAACCGAUGCCAAAAAAUCUUUUAUUGAUGUCAAAGAAAAGAGUCAGGACCAGAUGCAAGCCGAGCUAGCAGCCGGUCCAGUUCUACGAAGCCCAGUAGAAGGGGGGGAGGUGAUCAAAUCCCUCCAGCGAACAUUGACUCGGCAGCUCCAAGAGGCGCCUAUUGCAUCCAAGGCACAUGUCACGGAAAUCAAGAAGAAAUCGUCAGGCAAAAAGGCUGGCAGGAGCAAGAAGUCGACCGCAUUAUCCAAGAUGUCCAAGGACAAGGAAAGGGAGAAGCAAAUAGAGGAUGAGAUAGAAGACGAGCUAAAGCUCCAGUAUCUUCGAUCGACCUUCAAGCUUGAGCCUGAUAGACACGUUGCGUCAGCUCAUGGCUUUCUCUAUGCCCAAGGAGAAGGAGGACCUCAGGCGGUGGACCAACAUGCCUUCACAAAGUUCUACAGCAACGAAAACUUCGAUCACAUACUGCACAACGUGGCUGUAAGCCGCAUCAUCUUCAAGCACCCGAAGAAUAAGGACGCUGGCAGAACAGACAUGGAGGUCAUCUUCAAACUUCUCAAGGAAAAGGGCGUUCGCCACAUUGUCAAAGUGAUUGUCUUUGAUUCGGAAGCUCCGCCUCAUAGCGACGAAUCUAUUGAGAGAUGCUUCUCAGGGUUCAAGUCCAUUGAGUUACUCGACUGGCGGAAAAUUGACCUCUGCCCAGAUACGAUAUGCAAAGCGUGUCCGAAUGUCGUCGAGCUACAUCUGUGGUGGAGUGGUAAUAAUGCCAUUCUAGUGGCCUGGAGCGCUCCAGGUGGCCUUGCCACGCUUCCACGCCUGAAGGAAAUCCAUUUGCAUCAGACCCAGCGCAUCGAAUCGGUUGAGCGUGACAAGAAGAAUCUGCAAUCUUUCAAAGAUCGGCUGCAUAAUGAUCGCAUAGCACAGCGACCGAAAUGUUUCCAGCCGGAGGAAAGGCUAAGAUUGGCAUCCUCAGGUCAGAGACUGCCAGUGACUGUCUUAGACAUGUGGCCCGACAUAACGGUGAACGACUCGGACACCAGCAACGCUGCUCAACCCGGUCGCUCUCCAGCAGCCCAUAGCCCUCAGCUGAACCAAACAAUCGCACGACGCCGAAGACGGCAUGAGUGGUUGGACAUCAUGGACAAGUUUGCGGCCGGCAUUGAUCUCAUCGACAUGGAGCGAACUCUCUCACCUGAUGUUUUUGCGGAAGAAGUGAGGGUGGCUUUGAUAGAUGAUGGUGUCGAGAUUACAAACCGGAACCUCACGAAUCGCAUCUACAACGGCUGGACAUGCGACACCGGGUACGAAGGCAAUGGGCUGCAAGGCAUUCCGAGGCCCUACACCAGCUCCGAGACGCAGCACGGCACCUUUAUGGCGUCGACAAUUUGUCGCAUCUGCCCGAGAGCCAAAAUCUUCGUGUUUCGACUUGACGUGGUGUCCACGCCUGGAGAACGGGCACACUUUACCGCGAAGAGCGCAGCAGAUGCACUCGAGUUAGCAAUCGAUCCGAGUCGAAAGUUCGACAUCAUUUCCAUGUCGUGGACUAUUGCUAAGAACCCGGCCAACGCAAAAGAUAUGGACAGGCUAGACAAGGCCCUCAAGCAAGCCACUGCACAGAAUCGUAUUCUGCUCUUCUGCGCUUGCCCAGAUAGCGGAGAGAUGACAAAGGCACAAGCCGAAACAUUCUAUCCCUUUGGCUGUGACGGUGGCAUCGGUCUCUUCAAGAUGGCGGCCGCCACGGUUGACGGUAUCCGCGUCUCAAUGGCGGGAUCGCGCUUCGACUACUCCCUACCGGGUCACGAGGUUGAAGACACCGGCCAACCAGCCGGGGCCAGUGCCAGAGAGAUGCUACAGAAAAACCCAUAUGCCUCUGAGGUUGAACACAGCGGCCUGAAGACAGGCUCUUCCAUUGCCACGGCCCUCGGAGCCGGCCUCGCAGCCCUCAUCAUCUACUGCGUCAGACUCAGCGCUGCGUACGCUCAUCGGAUCAACCCUUCUGCUGGCACCUCCGCAAACAGCGAUAUCAACACCGGCGUACUAGGUCGCAACGCUCUGGAGCUCAUCAAGCAGCCGGCGCAGAUGCGGCGCGUCUUUGACCGCAUGGUAAGCACCGGUAGCUCAGGCGACCGCUACAUUGAGGUGUGGGAGUUCUUUGGAGAGUUGGCAGACGAGCUCGAGGCACGAGGACGACAGAUCGAGGAGCUCAAGGACAUCAUCGACAACGAAGUGCAGCCAGGAACCGCGGAAGCUGACAUGGCGGAAGCGGAGCUGCGGGCGAAGAAUGAGUCGCGAAUGAUGAAGAUUAUGCAAUGGGCACAACUGUCUAUAUAG